Molecule: messenger RNA, 2504 nt
Organism: Pyricularia grisea
Lineage: Eukaryota; Fungi; Ascomycota; Sordariomycetes; Magnaporthales; Pyriculariaceae
Exons: 4
Coding region: 945-2504 (519 amino acids)
Source: RefSeq, a predicted model, not a curated record
GCCGCGAUGUAGCCCUUUGGGGGCACCUCCACUAAGUGAUAUUAGGGGAUGCUAGAAUUGGGAAUAUGCCCAUACCAUCGUAGUAGGUCCCUGCUUUUUUUUUGCCCCAGGUUUUCGUGAUAAUUUUGCUGCCUGGUGCAACAAGCUUCGUAUCCCACCACCCCCCAAUAAAGAAAACGCCAUUUCUCAUGGCCCAGAGAACCACACCCUUUGCACCAACAUCCCGGGAAGCGCGACUGAGAAAUCGCCCAACGGGCUAAGCUGCUGCCGAGAAAGCGGGCAUGUCACCCAGCCCCUUGCCCUGUGGGCGGCGUGCGGGCCGAUGAACAAUACUUGCAUGGCGCUUUUUUUUGCCGCUGUGGUAUCAUGGCCGCCUAAAGAUGGAACAAGGGAAUCUGUUUUUGUGGCAACUGGGGUAAACAGCUAUACGAGCCUACCAAUCCCAUCCUUUGGACUCACAUCUUGGCUUCACAGCUGCCCGUCUUUUCUCCUCGGCUCGAGUCGGGUAGUGCUUUUUAUGCAAAUCACCACUUAAAGCAGAGGAUAAAAAAAAAACAGUUAUAUCCACCAACAUGCUCAGCGUCACCAGAGACAGCUCACCAGGAGACUCGGAUUCGGCAUGCUCUGCCACGAAUCAGAAACCCGAUCGCCAGCGUCGCACCCGAGCCUCCAAGCCCAAGGUACGCACCGGCUGCAUAACUUGAAUCAGACGUGUAAAAUGCGACGAGGGCAAACCAGCCUGUGCACGAUGCACAUCGACCGGCCGGCACUGCGACGGCUACGACUCGACAGCAUCCCCGAGCCGGGGGCUGACCAGCCCGGCGCGGGCCGAAGAAGCCCAGCGGGGCGCCGAGCAGGCUCGCCGCCAGUUCCUGCGCGAGUAUUCUGGCAACGCCGCGCUUCAGGGCCUGCGGCCCAUCGUCGCCGACAUCGAGGGCUCCGAAAUGGAGCGCCGCUUCUUCCACCACUUCAGGUCCGCGGCCGCCGGCGGCUUCCAGGCCAGCAGCGCCUCGACGGCCGCGGGCCCCUUUUGGACCCGCGUGGCGCCCGAGAUGGCCCGCCGCGACGGUGCCGUCAAGCACGCCCUGAUCGCGCUCGGCGCGGCCUAUCGACUGUUUCAGCAGUCCUCGGUCGACGAGUAUUCGCUCUCGGCAGAGGGCGGCACGGGGGCGGCACCGAGUAUUGCUAUAGAGUCCCCGCCGAGGGAUAACAAGAUAGGGACGGAGAGUCCGGAAGAGUUGGAACUGUUCACGAUCCAGCAGUACAACCACAGCAUCGCCCUCCUCCAGACGCACUCGUCCUCCACCAGCCUUGACAGCAUCCGCGUUACCCUCGUCUGCUGCCUUGCCUUUAUCUUCCUCGAGAUGCUUCGCUCCAAGGAGACGGCAGCGCUCACCCACCUGACCAACGGCCUGCGCAUUCUUGAGUCCGUACCGCGCGAGGCCUUUGACUCCGUCACGGCGACCAGCCACACCACGGGUUCCGACCCACACAUGGACGACAUCAUCCGCAUGUUCUGCCGCCUAGAAUGCAGCGCCACCCUCUUCGCCGCCAAUAUCCGCCCAUCCAUCGCCCUGCGGUCCUACCACCAGACCCUGAGCAGCAGCAGCAGCAGUAGCGGUGGGGGCGGCGGCGACAACCAGACAGCAAGCUGGCUCCCACCUGCGAGAUCAAUCACCGAUGUACACGAACGUUGCAACAGGCACGCCUGCAACGUGAUUGCACGCAUCUACGAGACGCGAGAGCACUACGCCGACGCCACCUUUUGGUCCGAUCCGCACCAACGCCGACAGCAAGAGAUACUCUGCGCACGAUCUCGGUCCAUCCGCGAGGUCGUCCGGGCAUUUGCCGCUUCCGAGGCCGCCAUGGGCCUCGAGGCCACCGACGAAUACUCGCUCGACCUCGACCUCCUCCACCUGCUCUGCAUGGACAUGUUUGCGCAAGCCAUGACGGGGCUGCCGUGCGACGACCAAGACUCCAGUAACGACCUCUCCGAAUACGCCAACAUCGACCCGAGCCUGAGGUCGCACCCUCGACACCGGUACGGUCCCGCCGGGGGGUCCGGCAACGUCGCCUCUCACAGAAGCACUGCGGGAUCGGGCAGUCGGUCGCAGGCAACUCUGAAGGAGAUCCUAGGCGUCGCGAGCCGGCUCAUGGAGACGGCGGCCUCGAUCCGCCGGGGCCGGCAACGACAGGACCGCGAUCAGGGUGUGGCCGGCUUCACCCACGAAGCCGGGGUGCUGCCGCCGCUGUACCUCGUGGCGACCAUCGCCGAGGACUCUGCGGUCCGCCAGGCGGCGCUCGACCUGCUCAAGGGGGCCAAGGUCCGUGAGGGGUUCUGGGACGGACCAUCUCUGUACCGUCUCGUGCUCUGCGUCGGCGACAAGGUGGCCCAGGGCCGUUGGCCUUUCCACGUGGUGCCUAGUUCCCUUACGGGUUUGGGUGCCAUUCCAGACAUGUGGCGGUUGUUGGAAAGGAUGGAUUUGGACGAGGAUGUGCGAUGA